This is a messenger RNA of Cryptomeria japonica (Japanese cedar), 2421 nucleotides long. RefSeq lists its product as uncharacterized. The transcript has 2 exons. The coding region runs from base 262 to 1467 and encodes 401 amino acids. Lineage: Eukaryota; Viridiplantae; Streptophyta; Pinopsida; Cupressales; Cupressaceae. The record is from RefSeq and is a predicted model, not a curated record.
CUACAGUUUAAAGUUGGUGGCAAAAAGAGAGACCCUUGUUGGAAACAUGGGUGACCAGGUCCAAAACGAGAUGUUUUUUGCAACCAUUGCAAAAAAAUUGUAAAAGGUGGCAUUAAUAGGUUCAAAUAUCACCUUGCAAAAAUUCAAUGCCGAGAUACCACAAGCUGUACGGAAUGUACUGAAGAGGCUACGAGAGAUGCAAUAGCAGCGCUUGAAGCAUAUGAUUAAAGGAAGGCAACAAAAAAGAGAACAGCAGAGGCAAUGGCAGCCCCAAGGGCAGAUUUGAGUUCCAUAGGGUCACAUACAGAUGUGGGGACAUCUGGUUCUUCCCUUGGGCCACGGAUACGAGCAAAGGGAACUUUGGACAGCAACAUGGAAAACUUCUUUAUUCCACGUAACACUCCUGGUGCACAACCUGGAUUGCUUGGCACUGCAUGGAAUAAAGAGGCUCACCAACAAGCCAAGGUGGCGUGUGCUAGAUUUUUUAUCUACAAUGAUGUUCCGUUCAAUGCUAUUUCUAGUCCAUCUUGGGACCAAUUGGUCACCGCGUUGACUGUGGCAGGUAAGGGGUUCAAGUCCCCAAGCCGUUACGAGGUAAGUGGACCGUUAUUGCAGGAUGAGGUCCAAAACACUCAUGCAUUAGUGGAAGAGCAAAGGACUAUUUGGGAAAAGAAUGGCUGCACCAUUCUUUCUGAUGGAUGGACAGAUGGUAGGAAUAGGACACUCAUCAACUUUCUAGUUGCUUCAGGAGGACAGUUAGUAUUUUUAAAAUCAAUUGAUGCCUCCAAUGAAGUGAAGAAUGCGGAGACCUUGUGCAACAUGUUGGAUGAGGUGGUGAUGGAUGUGGGAGUGCAGAAUGUCAUCCAAGUUGUGACUGAUAAUGCAGCUGCAUAUGUGGCAGCCGACAGACUUCUAAUGGCUAGACAUCCGACAUUAUUUUGGAGCCCUUGUGCUGCCCAUUGUCUUGACUUGCUCCUUGAGGGCAUAGGGAAACUAAGUAGGGUAAAGAAAGUGGUUGAAGAUGAAAGGAAUAUCACCAAAUACAUCUACAAUCACACAUGGGUCCUGAAUCCUAUGAGAGAGCACACUGAAGGUAAGGAUCUUGUGCGGUCGGGGGUCACACGCUUUGCUACCAAUUUCCUCACUUUGCAGAGCAUACUUGCUACAUUGCCCAACCUGAAGCGGAUGUUCGUGAGUGAAAGAUGGUUGGGGAGUCCUUAUGCUACAAAGCUUGAAGCAGAGAAGGUUGUGAUUGCCAUUUUUGAUGCUAAUUUUGCCAAGAUAGUGGAGGAGAUCAUCAAUGUGUCGGAACCGUUGGUGAGGGUGCUACGAAUAUUGGAUGGGGAUCAUAACUCCAUGGUGUAUCUAUAUGAGGCCAUGGAUAAGGCCAAAGAGGCGAUUCAACACUUGUAUGGGUCAAACAAGACCAAGUACGAACCCAUAUGGCGCAUAAUUGAUCGGAGGUGAAACCAUCAACUCCACCAGCAUAUUCAUGCUGCUGCCUACUUCUUGAAUCCCAAGUUUUUUUACUCUCCGAGUUUCAAAGCAGAUGCAGAGGUUAGAAUUGGCCUUGACACAUGCAUUCGGAGAUUAGUUGAUGAUGAGAUCCUUCGAGACCUGAUACUUGAUGAGUUGCAGAGUUAUAAGAAGGCCUUAGGGGAAUUGUUUUCUUCACCUGAUUGCAAAUGUAGGAGAGCCACCUUAUGACCACGUAAAAAAAAACAUAUGUUUAAUUUUUACCAUUUAUUUCUCUCUUUAAGAUUAUUGAAAUCUUUACAAGUUAUAAAUCACAUUUUGUAUCCUUGCAGAUUUGUGGUGGGAAGAUUAUGGUGCCACAACGCCUAAUCUUCAAAAGCUUGCCAUCCGCAUAUUAUCACAGCCUUGUAGUGCUUCUGGUUGUGAGCGCAACUGGAGUGUUUUUGAGAACAUCCACACAAAAAAGCGCAAUAGGUUGACUCAACAACGCUUGAAUGAUCUUGUCUAUGUGCGGUACAACAUUCGAUUACAUGAGAAGAAGGUGCUAGGGCAAGAUUCACAUGAAGCACUUGACUUGGAUGACAUUGAUCCAUAUGCAGCAGAAUGGGUUGCUUCUCCUGAUGAUGUUGAUAAUGAUUUGGAUCCAUUCCUUACUAAUGAGCAGUUGAGUGAGUUGGAGAGGGCAGGAGAGGAAUGGGAUGUGGAAGUGGCAGCACGUGAGGAGGAGCAGGAGGUUGAUCAUGCAGCAGAGGCACCUGUUAGUGUUGAGGAUGUUGCCACUACUUCAGCACCACCCACCCAGCGGCCACAAUCUGUUUUGAGCUUUAGUCGUAGACGCAAUUUAUGAUUUCUUAUUUUCAUUGAUACCAAACUUUGAACUUGAUAUGUAAUCAGAAUUUCAGAGGUUCUUGUUUUGUGGUCUAUGACUUUAUAACUCUAUGAGUC